AUGUCUUCGCCAGAGGCAUCAGACACCGAAGCAGCUUCCAGCACGCUCUCCAUUGGCGGGGAAGAGCAAUCCACCUCAACGUCCAUCCCUUCCACCUCCUCCUCUCCAAUCCUCCCAUCCGCAACCUCUUCGGAUCUUCCUCCCAGUCCGACCUCAAAGACUGCACAAUUGUCCCCUUCGGAGCGCUCGGGUGCUGCUUCCAAAUUGAAAGAUGAGGGAAAUCAACUCUUCUUGAAACAUGAUUACGAAGGUGCUAAGGUGGCCUUUGGCAAAGCUAUCGCUUUGGAUCCCAGUGUGCCUCAGUUCUGGAGCAACAGAGCCGCCUGCGAGCUCAAGUUGGAGCAGCACGGCUUGGCCAUCGAGGAUGCAAGUGAGUAGACAAGCCGGACACAAUUUGCAGAGGGAAAUGAGGCAAUGAGCAUCUUUGGCGCAUUGGGUCAAGGUGCGAAGAUGCAGAGCAUGAUGAUGUUGUUUCUGCAAGACAGCGGCGCAAACAUGCAAAGGAGGGGGCUCAGAUUGAGUAAGGAAAGGGCGCAUACAUGGCUGACUUUCACACUCUGCAACUUCAUCCCUCUUCAGCCAAAGCCAUCUGUUUGGACGCAUCUUUCGCCAAAGCCUACUAUCGCAGAGCCUCAGCAUUUCUCUCGAUUCUAGAUCCGAAAUCAGCCUUGCCAGACUUGCGCAGGGUAGCCCAGUUGGAGCCCAACAAUAAGACGAUCAGAGGUCAGGUGGACGCGACGACGAAGCUGCUGCGUAGACAACAAUUCGAGAAGGCAAUCGUGAAGCAGGAUGGACCAAAAGCUUGGCAGAGAGCCUUGGAGACGCUCAGAGAAAAUCUACCUACCGUGCACGUGGAAGAGGGCUACGAGGGUCCCAAAUUGAAGGAGGGACCAUUCGCGAAAGAGGGUGACGAUCCGAACGCUGUAGGACCUUUCCUUGGCGCUAUCGAUCAGGUAAGCGCGAAAGCUCCUCUAGACCGACCUUACAAGCCGCCCGCUCAUGCGGCACCGAUUUCCCUUCAAUCAGGAUUUCAUCGACAAGAUGAUAGAGUGGUUCAAAGAUGGAAAACGGUUGCCUAUGCGGUAUGCUUGGCAGAUCAUGCUUGGCGCUCAGCGGGAAUUCCUGAAGGAAGGUGAGCGGAGCCCGGGCAAGCUGGAAGCACCUCAAUACUUCCUCAGAAGCUCAAUUGUCACCUCGGUGCGCCACUACAGGGACGAUUGUGGACUAUACAGUCCCCGAAGGACAGACAAUCGACGUCAUCGGUGAUACCCACGGACAGUACUAUGAUCUUCUGAAUCUCCUCUCAAAGACUGGAAGGCCAUCGAAUACCCACGCCCUCUUGUUCAAUGGCGAUGCUGUCGAUCGAGGCUCUUGGAGCUGCGAAGUUGUGCUCACAAUUUUAGCUUACAAGUGGCUCUAUCCCAAGACUUGUUUCUUCAACCGGUGAGUCGUCUUUCAACCGAGCUUUUCGAUGCGCCCAGUAUCUGACGCAGCGGGAGCUGUUCGCAGAGGCAACCAUGAGACCCACGAUAUGAACACUGUUUAUGGGUUUGAGGCGGAAUGCAAGGCGAAGUUCAACGAGAUGAGUGAGUGAGCGUAUUUCGAGCGCGCACAGGAAUGGGGUUGCUCAUCAUGCACCGCGUCUCUGGUCUUCAUUCGUGCGAUGCGCAGCAUACAAAGUCUUUACCGACGUCUUCGUGUCAUUGCCGCUAGCCACCUUGAUCACCGCUAGUAAGCCCGCCAUUCCGGGUUCGGAGCUGCCAUCUGGCUCUUCCAAAGCGCAGCGAGAACCCAUCCUCUUCGAUGGAGGUAUUAAGCGCUUCUUUGUGGUUCACGGAGGUCUAUUUGCUCAAGACGGCGUUACGUUGGACAACAUUAGAGCUGUGAACAGGUUCGCCGCUGGCGGACAACCACCCAAUUCGGGCAUCAUGCACGACAUGCUCUGGGCCGACCCUUGUGCUGCCAACGGCAGAGCGCCAUCCAAGAGAGGCGUUGGGUAUGGAUUUGGACCGGACAUCAGCAAGGCUUGGUGCACACUGAACAAAAUCACCGCGGUGUUCAGAAGUCACGAGGUCAGGCAAGCGGGGUACGAUGAGGUGAGUCUGGUGCGAGCUGACAGGAUGCGUAGGGAACGCACGAAGCUCAUUUGCUUUUCGUCUGGCCGCUGUCAUUCGCGACAGGAACACGAGGGUCUGAUAUGCACCGUCUUCUCAGCUCCAAAUUACUGCGACCAAGGAGCAAAUGAAGGGGUGAGUGCUCGUUUUUGAUCUGCUACAUCAACGCGUGGGCCUGCAAAGAAGCUCCUUGUUCAUCGCCUUCCCUCUACCUUGCCCAUGCAGGCCUUUGCGCGCGUCGACGAACGAGGGACAUACGUCUUUCACAAGUACACUGCGGUGCCACAUCCUAAUUUGCCGCCUAUGUAUUACAGCAACCAAGGCGGUAUGCGAGGCAUGCUGUCGUGA
Ceraceosorus bombacis is the source of this 2462-nucleotide messenger RNA. The record is from the annotation of a GenBank genome assembly. Lineage: Eukaryota; Fungi; Basidiomycota; Exobasidiomycetes; Ceraceosorales; Ceraceosoraceae.